CCUUGCUGUGAAGUAGUUUCGUAUUGUAUUCUGCAGCAGUGAAGUUAAAUCAACUUGAUUAGAGUAUCAAAAUUAGUCAUUGUACACCAGGUAACUAUAUUGCGUUCUUUAUUUAUUUUCUUGAUUAUCGUGCAUGUAAUGGAUUAAAUUUAACUAUUGGUUAUUUGCACAUCGUUUCAAUAUAACAAUGAGCUUUUAAAAAUUCAAGGUUGUUCAAUAGUUGAUAAUCGGCAGGAAGAUAUAAUGCAUGUAUGCAAGGUAUAAACAUCAGCAUAUAAUAUAGGUGAAUCAAGGUGAUACUGUUUUUAGUCAUGAAUUACUAUGCGGCUUUCUUGUCCUCUUUUCCUAUUUCGUAACUUGCGCAACUUGGUCUACCAGCCCACUCGACAGUACUUGAACUAUACGCACAGGCGUGGAAGAAGGGGAAGGGGCUGGGCUGUUUUUUGAUCGGAAGUUUUUGGUCAUGCAGUUUGUACUUAAAAGUCGGGAAGCUUAUACUUAAAAAUUGGGCAAUUGUACUGAACUGGUGGAAAUAGGAAGAAAUAUGCUACGUGUGUAAACGGUCUUAAUGUAUGUUUCGAAAAUCCCCCUCCAGCCCCCGUCGACAACAACUUUGGGAUAUAUACAAAUAUGUAUAGGUUGGACAAUUUCACAAACGUCGGGCAAAUUUUCCCCUCCCAUUACGCCGACUAUUUUCUUAUCUAUUGUCGGUGAUUAUUGUGGUAUUAUAAUCGUAUUAUAGAAAACUUUAUUGUACAAUUUUUGUGUCAAAAAUGAUUAGUAAUAAAAGAUAAGUUGUACUAUAGCCAAAAAUGUUUGUAAUGUUAUUAUAAGUACUAAAGUGGUGGGUUCCGGACUGAGAAAUUAUAAUAUCGUGCAUAUGACAGUUUAACUUUUGUGCUUAGAUUAGAAUGUAAUAGAAUGUGAUUGUAUUGAACUGUAAGAUCAAAUGUAACUUAUAGUUGCUAAUUGCGUUUUUAAAAAGUUUGUAAAAAGAAACGUGUGUGUGCGUGCCGUGUGUGUGUCGAAACAGCCGUAUGGGCAGUUUUAUUCAUUGAAGGCAGACAACGAAAUAUGCGACCAUCUAUUCGACCUACGUUCGUGUGUUUACUGUUUACUGUUUAAUCAGUUAAUCCUAUUACCCCACUUAAAGUCAUUUCACUCAUUUCCAAAUUAACAUUGGACUGGACCAUUUCCAUGUACCAUAUAUGCAUAUAUAUUCUAUUUAAUAGUGUGAAUGGUAGUACAUUUUUGGAAUCUAUUGUUUCUGACAAAACAUAACGGUGCAUAUAACGGUUCGACGGAUUUAUUUUUCAAGAAUUACGUUUGAUAUCUUUGUGAUCUUUGCAGCUCGAUCGUGUCUUAAUUAUGCUCGGUUCAAUGCUAUAUUUAGCACGAAGGCGUAGCAUGACCUCUGUUGUCCUUGACAAUUGUUAUUUUGGUGCAAUUUACUAAUUACUGAGUAUAUAACUACAUUAUAGUUGUUCAGUUUGUCUGAUCGCAAUUUGAGUUUUAAUUGAACAAAAAUCUUUUAUUUUUUCACUAUGAAAACGUCUAGCCCUAGGCCUAGGCCUAGGGCUAAAAUUAAUCAUCUGCAUGCUUGAACAGGUUUUAAGUACCUUUACAAACUCAUCAGACCAUAUUCUUUUGUAUUUCGUCGGUUUUCAACUCCCCCGUAAUAACCUUCAGUCUAAAAGCAGGCGGUGGUAUUUGAUUUCUCCGGGGGGAAUACGGGGUUGAAGGUUAUUACGGAAAAAUAAUAACCGGGUAGCAGGUUAUUACGGAAAAAUAAUAACCGGGUAGCAGGUUAUUACGGAAAAAUAAUAACCUGCUAGUCUGCUACCAGGUUAUUAUUUUUCCGUAAUAACCUGCUACCAGGUUAUUAUUUUUCCGUAAUAACCUGCUACCCGGUUAUUACGAAAAAAUAAUAACCAGUUACCUGGUUUUACAUUUUCAAUUCAAGACCUGGCAUGAGUCUUGAAUUCGGGACUUGAAUUUGCAGGAAAACUCAAGACCCACAUCUCCUUUUCGACUAGAAAAACGUUGCACGUCUCUAAAGUCGAGAAACAGACAACAGCCGUGUACCUCAGAGCCCGUCAAAACUCUACCAUUGGUAAGAGUAUCUAUCAUUCGGCGCACGAGGACUAGCUGGAUCAACCAUCAAACAUGCUUGUGCAGGGAAUUUAUACAGUAAUAUCUGCUCUUUUGCUUGUGGGACGUGGAAUGAUAUACUGCGCAUGCUUAACCACAUUUUAAAGCGUGUUAAUGCGCAUGUUACACCUAGUUAUUUCGUCCCACAACUGCAGCGACCUCUCAUUGAAUUAAUAUAGCUUGAAUUUUUAAUGAAGAAAACCUCCAAAAUUCAAAAGAAUAUGGUCUGAUGAGUAUAUAAACAAGUUAAAAGCCGCGGGUAUCGGUUUUUAUUAAACUGUAAAGACUUCACAGUUUAAUAAAAACCUCUCCCUUGGCUUUUAACCUAUAUGUAAUGAGUGGCUGGGAUAAUUUCCUUCGAGCUUUCAAAAGUUGAAUCCAAUUGAAAACUCAUCAACCAAUCACAAAUUACAAUAUAUACAGACGUUGAUGGAUCAGUUGAAACUAAUACCAAACUGCACUGGUGAAAAAGCGGAGAAGGAACAUUAAUAUUUAAUAUUUUUCCUUGCAGCCCAACCAAGAUGAUUAUUGGAAGCAUUUUAUUCGUUAUUACCUUUAUGAGUCUGGAUUUGUCUUCAGGACAGUCAGGUACUGUUUAGAUAAGAAGUAUAGUAUUAUAUAUAUAGGUCAAUCAGGAUUUUUAGAGUGGCGGAAAGGUGGAGGAAGGGUGAUGUAAGUUGAAGCAAGGAUGGAGGAAGGGUGGCGUGAAAUGCUUGGGGUGAUGUGAGCUGAGUUGUCUGAGGUUGAACAGGGUGGAAAGUAUAGUGGAAUCCGUAUUAAUUAGUAUGCAACAACAUUUUUACGAUUAAACACCCUAGCAUACUGAAACAUCUUUACCCCAAGGCCAAGUCUGGGAUUGCAGGAUAGAGAAAAGCUAAAACGGUCGUUUUCAACAUUUUCAUGCAUUUUUAAUUUUUAUGAUAAACAUUGGUAAGAAAAAAGAAAAUUAGUUGCUGUAGUCGUAGGGUUGGUUAAAGAACAUUUAUAACUUGAUGUUACAACUUUCAAGUUCAUUUCACAGUGGCACAUGCAUGCACUUGGACAGACUUCUCAGUCAAUCAUUUCCAAGUUUAUUUUCAUAUCGUUUAGACGCCAACCUUCCAUCCUUAUGUUGUAUUACUGGUGACAACAGGAACUACAGAGUGAACACAACAUUUAUAACCGCUGAUUGUAAAUCUAAAUGUGUGUGUACUCAUGAUGCAUAUCUUGCAUGUAUUCCACUUUGUCCUAAAGCAAUCCUAAAGUGUCCUGUUGGUUUCAUACAAAAAAAUGUCAGCAAAGUUAUCAUGAAUAAUAACCGAAUUUGUAACUGUCCAAAAUACGAAUGUGUACCAAUACAAGGAUCAGGUAGGUUGUUUACUAAUCAUGAACUACCAUCUUGAGCACUAUUCAUGCCCUGUUAGCCAGCAUUCGCACCCCUCUCCCUUGCCCCCCCCCCCCCAUGCAAUUCGACUGAUAUGUGACUAGUACCAAAUACUGUCAGCAUUGGUUGGGAGGGCGUAUAAUGGUGAGAAACCAACAUCAUACUUUUUUAGCUUGAAAAUAGCACUGCUGCAUGCAUGAUCUCAGCUAGUUUUGUGAAUGAUUCUAGCUACACACAUGCUGAAUGACUAAGACUGCACAGAAUGAAGCAUGUCGAAUGCAUGAGAAGAUAGCCGGGAAGGUAAAGGGAUAAUAUAGUGAAUAGAAUAGAGCAUAAUAUCGCAGUUUUAAAACAUAGAAGCAAAUUUCCUUUAAACUAACAAAACACGAGUAAAAAAAGACAUUGCUAUCUUUCUGUUUAGUCAUUCAUACAUAUAUAACUUGAUUUAAUUAAUUUUUUCGUUUUUCGAAUUAGCCACCGCUUCCAGCACGAGUUGUUCUAAUGGGAGUAAGCUGUAUCAACCAGGAGAUGAGUUCGUCACAAAUUGCAAUAAAAGAUGUCGUUGUCAAAAUAAUGGUCAAGUAAAAUGCGUUUCUUUGUGUCCAAAUGACAAAUCUAGUUGUAUGGUAGAUCACACUGAAAAGAAUGUGUUGGUACCAACACUGUACAACAAGUGUCAAUGUACAGCAAAGGCUUGCAAACCAAAACCAUAUAACGGUAAGUUCAUGAUGAUUUGUGAGAUUUACAGCCAUGAACAACCUUUGCAAAAUUUAGUGAAUCUUUUGUUCAUUUUUUUCACUAUUUUCUUUAAUAUAACACUUCACCUAUAACGCUGUGAUUUUUUAAAUAGUCCGAAAUUCCGUUCUCGAAUUUUGUUAUAGCUCCGGCAGUAUAAACGAGACAUUCGUAAGUCCUCGGGUUCGAUUCCCCCGCGACAUUUUUCUUCCUUCAUUCUUCAAUCCUAUAUAGUGUUUCCGGCCGUUACCAAAAUAAACGUUAUUCCGUGUCCCGUCAACUCUAUAUAGUGCAUAGUGAAGGCUGAACAGUAGGAAGUUUUAGAGCGGUGUCAGUUUAUAACAGGACUACAAUUCUCCAACCGCACAGAUUAAAUUCUCCAGAAUGUUCUGUGAAAGCAACUCUGCAUGACAACGAAUUAUAGUAAUAGUUAUUCAAACACUCAUUAUUAUUCAUUUAGGCAAAUUGUCCAAUAAUAUGUGCCUAUUUGUGCCCAUGCAUGUGAAGGCAUUAUAUACAGUUUAUACCUGGUAAUAUACGGCCGGAUAAAAUCCAGGAAAAUUAUUUCAUUAUUAAUAUUGCUUUUCAUUUUGUACAGACAAAUGUAUUGUGAAUGGUCAUACCUACACGUCUGGUGACAAUUUUGUGUCUUCUGAUUGUUCAAACAAAUGCACAUGUCACCCUGGAGGAAAAGUAUUCUGUGUCCCGCUCUGCUCACCUAAAGGAAAUACUUGUAAACUAGACGAGCAAGCAGUUCAAGUGCAAGAAAAGGUCGUCAAUACUACCUGCACAUGUCCAGCUUUGAAAUGUGUAAAAAACAACCAAACGAUAUCUGUUGUUGGCCACGUUAAUACAAGCACACAAGGUAGAUCGCAUUUUAUUUCAUAAACAAUGACUAUAUAUAUGACGGAGAGCUAAUACUGCCGGGAUUCUAAGAUUGUCAGAAUUUUAAUGAAGGUAGUAAAAUGGGGUUUGGAGAAUAAGAGCAAUUUCACGAAAAUCAAAAUGAAUGUUUUUACUUUGCGAAUUUUAUUUUCUAUCUUGAGUGUUUAAUUUAUUUCGUUUCAAAUCUCUUUCACCAUUGAAAGCUCAACAUUGAAAGAAUUUUAACUUUCAAAACAAAUACUAGAUAUUUCUAGCGGUAAAAAUCAAGAAAAUUUAAUGCGGCAUGUAAUGCAGCAAAUUAGCGUUUUCCCGAAAAAAUUACCGGCAAUCACGCGGCUCAUGGUUAGUCAUAUAAAUCACAUUUCAAGACACAAAAUUCAUGCAGUCAUUUCACUUAUUUUCACAUUUCACUGUAAGAAAUAUUGGCAGUUCGACGGCUCACGAAAAUACCCUACUACCCAACUAAUGCUGGAGGGGGGGGGGGGGCAAGGAUAUUUUCGUGACUCGUGAUCAGCAAUUAUUCGUGCUUCGUGAUUCGUGAUUUGAAGAAAUACCAUUCCGUGAAUCGUGAUUAAUAUGCGUGCCGUGAUAUUAUCAAUAUUUUACCCUAACUUGUGAAUGUUUACGCUCCAAAUUUAAUAUUAGGGUUAAAAAAAUGAAUAAAUUUGCCGCUUCCCGCGGUUGUCUUUCUUGAGGUUUCCGCUUCGUUUCAUCGUAAACUCCGUCGUUAUCGUAUACCUUCAUCCCCCCCCCCCCCCCUUAGACUUCGUGAACCAUCGUAAGACGCUCGUAAUGUUUCGUAAUGCCUCGCAAUGAUUUCCAUAGUCCUUUAAAAGCUCAAAUGUAAAAGUCAGUAAAAUGUGUAUGUGUUAACAUCGAUUUCUGCUGUCUAGAAAAUUGUUAAAUGGUUUCAGACUUUGUUACGCGCGCUUCUGUGUUUCUAAAAAUCGUGAAAACGAAAUUUUGUUUUUCGUGACUCGUGAAAUCUAAAAAUGGUCUUCGUGAUUUCGUGACGGGACCCCCUCCCCCCUUGCCCAUGCGGCGUUGUUUCGGCCCACUUUAGUCUAACUCUUAACAUUUAAAAUCUUCAGCUGGUAAUAAUGGCCCUCUAUGAUUUAAUCAAAUUCAAGAAGACACAGUGAAGACUGAUGAUUCUAUAGAAAUCUUAUAAUUCCAGGUUUUGAAUGGUUUACAUUUUUUAUUUUUCUAGUAUCAACAAAACCAGUUCUUCCCAAGCACUCAUGUACAACACCAAGUGGAAAGAUUUUUAAUAUUGGCGCGGUUUUCUCUGACAACAACUGUACUUCUCAAUGCUUUUGUCAAAAUGGCGGCGUAAUUUCAUGUCAUGCUUUGUGUUUCCCUAGUGUGCCUGAUAGUUCGUGCACGAAUCACAAAACUGUACAAAUGCCAACUGGUUUACCUGAUGCCCAAGGAAAAAGCUGUUCUUGUCCCUUUGUCACGUGUGUCUGAGCAGUUAGUUAUUUAAUUAGUUAAUACGGCUACUGAGUACUGAUGGUACUGUAGCAUGAUAACGCUGUUAGCGUUUAUCUUAAAAACGUUUGCUUGACUUUUUAGACUAAAUUAGUUAGAGCCGUUCAUUUUUUAUCACAAAGAGUUGGCUGUUGUUUUCGUAUCGGGUCAUUAAAGCACUGAUUAUAAAGUCUUCAUUAACAGCAUCAUUAGAGAUUUCUAUUCAAUGCAGCCUAGUGAACGUACUUACUUACAUGGCUACGAAGUACAAUGGACUACAUUGGUUAACUAAUAAUGCCGGAAGUUCACGUGGAAGAAGAACGAAAACCGCCAUAAUGAUUCCUGACAAAAAUGAACGGUCUCUUAGACAACUAUUGACAAUCAUCAAACUAGUCAUAAAUUAAUUCAUAAAUAUAUGAUAGCCUAUUUUAUAAAUAAAAUGUUACUUAAAAAUUGAAGAGAUUUGCAAUAUUGUGUCAACC
Paramuricea clavata is the source of this 7086-nucleotide messenger RNA. The record is from the annotation of a GenBank genome assembly. NCBI's taxonomy places the organism in Eukaryota, Metazoa, Cnidaria, Anthozoa, Malacalcyonacea, Plexauridae.